AUGUCUUACAUCCGCGGGGUGUUGCCGAAGGUCCAAGGGUCCACAGUCCCUGUGGUGACCACAGGCCCAGUUCACAGCCCGCCUCCCCAGUGCCCAGCACCCCUUGGCUUUCCCAACUCUGAACUCCAGUGGCUGCAAGAUCAGCCAUACCCAUUUCUUCUGACUGUUCAGGUAGGGCUGGGAGCACCAGAAAUCCUGCUUUCUGCUCCAGAACCAGCUGAGGGGAGCUGUUCUCGGUGCAUCUCCUUGCUCAUCGAAUCCUGUCCUGCAGGGUCCUGGACUCAAGGACAUGCCUGUUGCAGCUGCUCCUGGCACCUGCAGACCUGCUGGGAGUUGCGUCUCACCCAGAGACAGAGCUGCCUGGAGGGCCAGGUCCAUCCCAGCCCAGCUACUGUGAAGCAGGUGGAGGAGCGGAAACUGCCAUGUGUCCUGCAGGAGAGGGAUCACGCAAUGAGCUCCCCACCUGGAAGCAGAGACCUAGACUCGGGCCAAAGGGGUGACAAAGCCAGUCACCGCCAAGAGUCAGGAGGUCAAUGUGCCCAGCCAGGACGCCAGGGGAGCCUUGGGAUCUUCUUCCACCUGUUCCUGCUCCUCUCUGCACCAAGUCCAAGUCACCUGGUUCUGAAGGCCUUAGGGGCUUGCACGGCCCCACAGGAUGAUAGCAGGAAGCUCUGCAUCCCACCGUGGGAAGCCGGAGUGUCCCUGCAGCUUCAGUGGGAACUGCCAACCUGGAGCACUCCACCCACUUAAUACCAUAAUAAAGCGCUUUGUUACCUGUGAGG
Messenger RNA from Castor canadensis (American beaver), 782 nucleotides. NCBI's taxonomy places the organism in Eukaryota, Metazoa, Chordata, Mammalia, Rodentia, Castoridae. The record is from RefSeq and is a predicted model, not a curated record.